Solanum verrucosum is the source of this 3258-nucleotide messenger RNA. RefSeq names its product ion channel DMI1-like. The transcript is spliced from 12 exons. The coding region runs from base 158 to 2950 and encodes 930 amino acids. Gene Ontology annotation, biological process: monoatomic ion transport. NCBI's taxonomy places the organism in Eukaryota, Viridiplantae, Streptophyta, Magnoliopsida, Solanales, Solanaceae. The record is from RefSeq and is a predicted model, not a curated record.
AACUACCAUAACCUCCUGUCUUCCCACUUGAGCCAUGUGAGUCUCCCAUGGCUUCUCCAUCUGCUUGUACACAUUCCAUUAGCUCCCCACUUCACUUCUCCCCAUAAUCCUCUCUCUCUCCGUGUUGUAUAUUCUUCUCCCCCGUUCGAUCCGGACAAUGCCCGACACAAAUGGAGCUCCUAAUUCCAAUCCCAAACCAAACCCUAACAAACAGGAGAGACCUCCGUUGCUCAAGAAAUCCAAAAUCAUUGCCGACAACACACUCGCCGGCCAACUUUUCCCCGCUGUUCGCCGUGUCUCUUCUACUUCGCCAUCCUCCUCUGAAUCUCAUACCACUUCCGCGACUAAUGAUGCAAAUUUUGGAUUUGGCGAUCGUGACUACGUUUACCCCUCUUUUCUUGGACCGCAUACUACUAGGAAUAGAGUCAACGUCAAGUCAACUUCGAAAUCCCAGAGGAAUAAGCACGACUUACCAGCUCGUAGCGAGUCUAUGCCUUCCAAUUUGAGUUGUGAAGCUAAGGUGGAGUCAAAGAUGAAGCCCAAGCCCAAGCUGAAAGCUGAGAAAGAUUUGAAUGCUUUGUCAAUUCAAGUCUCAAGUUCAGCUUCUUCGGCUUUGUCAGGGUCCAGUUCAGCUAACUUCUCCAAUGCUCGAAGACCUUCUGCUCAUAGAUAUUCGUGGAUUCUUCUUUUGCUUAAGUUUCUUUGUACAUUAUCUGUAUCUCACACAUUAUAUUUGCGGAAUGAAGUCUCUAAACUUCAGGAGGAGAAUAUUAGUCUUCGUAGAGCUUGUAGCCAUGUUGAUCUUGCCAGCGCUGGUAUCAUGGAGCUUGAAGAAGUUAAUUCAUUAGUGUAUUUUGGUAAUGCUGACAGCAGAACAGUUGCUCUGUACAUGGUGGUGUUCAUCCUCGUUAUUCCUUUUGCAUUGUACAAAUAUCUUGACUAUCUUCCGAGAAUAAUUGAUCUCUUGAAGAGGAAAUAUACCAUAAAGGAGGAGGUUCCACUGAUGAAAAGGAUUGCAUAUGUGGUGGAUGUGUGUUUCUCAGUUUACCCUUAUGCAAAGCUUCUUGCACUUCUUUUUUCCACUCUCUUUCUAAUUGGAUAUGGUGGAUUGGCACUUUAUGCUGUUGGUGAUGGCAGCUUUAUUGAAGCUAUUUGGCUUUCUUGGAGCUUUGUAGCGGACUCUGGAAACCAUGCUGAUAUGGUUGGUGCAGGGCCAAGGAUAGUUUCAGUUCUGAUAAGCUCUGGAGGCAUGCUCAUAUUUGCUAUGAUGCUGGGGCUUGUUUCAGAUGCUAUUUCAGAAAAAGUGGAUUCUUUAAGGAAAGGAAAGAGUGAGGUGAUCGAAAGUAAUCACAUUCUUGUCCUUGGAUGGAGUGAUAAAUUGGGGUCACUUUUGAAGCAGUUAGCAAUAGCAAACAAGAGCAUUGGUGGUGGUGUUGUCGUUGUUCUUGCGGAAAGAGACAAGGAGGAGAUGGAGAUGGACAUAGCAAAGUUAGAAUUUGAUUUCAUGGGAACUUCAGUUAUCUGCAGAAGUGGCAGUCCGCUGAUACUUGCUGAUCUGAAAAAGGUAUCAGUCUCGAAAGCACGUGCAAUCAUUGUCUUAGCAUCUGAUGAGAAUGCUGAUCAGAGUGAUGCACGUGCUCUAAGGGUUGUACUUAGCCUAACUGGAGUAAGAGAGGGGUUGAGAGGUCAUGUUGUUGUGGAGAUGAGUGAUCUCGACAACGAACCAUUAGUGAAGCUUGUUGGUGGUGAACUUAUUGAAACAGUUGUUGCGCAUGAUGUGAUUGGGAGGUUGAUGAUACAAUGUGCUUUGCAACCUGGCCUUGCUCAGAUUUGGGAAGACAUUUUGGGGUUUGAAAAUGCAGAAUUUUAUAUCAAACGGUGGCCUCAACUGGAUGGUGUACCCUUUGAAGAUGUACUGGUAUCAUUUCCGGAGGCUAUUCCUUGCGGUGUUAAGGUUGCUGCUUAUGGCGGCAAGAUUAUCAUAAAUCCUGAUGAUAGAUAUGUUCUAAAAGAGGGUGAUGAAGUCCUUGUCAUAGCUGAGGAUGAUGAUACCUAUGUGCCAGGUCUCUUACCAGAGGUAAAUAAAGGCCUAUUCCCUAGGAUAACUGAUCCUCCAAAAUAUCCAGAACGAAUCUUAUUCUGUGGCUGGAGACGUGAUAUUGAUGAUAUGAUUAUGGUACUGGAGGCAUUAUUGGCUCCAGGGUCUGAAUUGUGGAUGUUUAAUGAGGUGCCCGAGAAUGAUAGAGAAAAAAAGUUGACUGAUGGGGGUCUUGAUAUAUCAGGACUAGAGAACAUAAAACUUGUCCAUCAUGUGGGAAAUGCAGUGAUUAGACGUCAUUUAGAGGGUCUUCCUCUGGAGACAUUUGAUUCGAUUUUGAUUCUUGCAGAUGAAUCCGUUGAAGACUCCAUUGUUCAUUCUGAUUCACGGUCUCUUGCCACCCUCCUUCUCAUCCGAGAUAUCCAGUCGAAGCGUCUUCCUAAUAAAGAUUCUAGGUCGGUUCCUCUACGGCAUUCAGUGUUUUCUCAGAGCUCCUGGAUUCGUGAAAUGCAGCAGGCAUCAGACAGAUCAAUAAUAAUAAGUGAGAUAUUGGACUCUAGGACAAGAAAUCUUGUGUCAGUGUCUAGAAUAAGUGAUUAUGUGCUGUCAAAUGAACUGGUGAGCAUGGCACUUGCAAUGGUAGCAGAAGACAAACAGAUUAAUCGUGUGCUAGAAGAAUUGUUUGCGGAAGAGGGAAAUGAAUUAUGCAUCAAGCCAGCCGAGUUUUAUCUGUAUGACCAGGAAGAAGUGUGCUUCUACGAUAUCAUGAGAAGGGGUCGUCAAAGACGGGAGAUAGUGAUUGGAUACCGCAUUGCAGCUGCAGAACGUGCUGUGAUUAACCCAGCAGGCAAGUCAAAGCAAAGAAAGUGGUCCCUUGAUGAUGUUUUUGUGGUUAUUUCCUCAGGUGACUGAAAACCUUCUUUAUAUUAAUCAUCACAAAUCCUCUCCAGACAAGCAGCAUUCACUACAAAAGAGGCAAAUGAGGUAAACUUCAACCAGCAGAUUAGGUAGAAAAUAAUAGCAAGAGCUGGUCCGCAUAGUUAAUUUCCUCUAUUUUUUUUGUCUUAUACAUUUUGCCAUACAAAUCGGGGAAAUGAAGAAUGAAAAUUUCCCAUCAUUAGGGAAUUAGUUUUUUGGCAUCCUCUCUUGAAGCACUUGAGUUAUCAAAUAGUGCUUUAAUUCAAAGACUUCUUAUAAAUUACAUGCACAUUAUCAAAUAA